UCACGACAGCGAGACGCGCAACACAUUUCUAAAACAGAAAGUCGUAUUUCAGUGCUGCCCGGGAAUACGACAAAAACAUUGGCCGGCCGUGAUGGAGAACCUGGUGCACUAUAGUAACCCCGCCCACGCCAUCUCUCUACUGAGCGUGCUCAAUGAGCAGCGGCUACGAGGACAGUUGUGCGAUGUGGUGCUGGCUGUCGGGGAGCAGCGCUACCAGGCACAUCGGAGCGUGUUGGCGGCCAGCAGCGAGUACUUCCACACGCUUUUCACCCCCCGGGGAGCGGCCACCUCCACCUCCUCCUCCUCCUCCUCUUCCCCGCCCGUGGUGACGCUGGACUUCUGCGAGCCGGACGCCUUCGAGCUGGUGCUGAACUACAUCUACAGCUCGUCGCUGUUCGUGGACAAGGGCAGCCUGGCGGCCAUCCAGGAGCUGGGAUACAGCCUGGGGAUACCCUUCCUCACCAACAUCAUGAGCAUGAGACCACAGAUGUCCUACUGCAUCUCGCGCAGCAAGAGGGUCUGCUUCAAGGAGGAGGACGACGGAGGCAGCCACCCGCAGAGGAGCGUCAUCGUGCGGCAGAGCCGCGGUCACGAGCACCUCUCUGGCUCCGGCGGCGACCGCGACCGCGGGGCUCCAAGUCACAGCUCCCACUCCCUCAGGCCAUCCAAGCACAACAGCAGCAGCAGCAACCCUUACUCUGCCCCCGACCAAGACCAGCUGGCCGCCUUUGGGCUGUCGGCGAAGGAGCAAAACCAGACCUCUCGCUCAUCGAGUAGUCGGGGUAAUGCGAUAGAGAGGGGAGGUGACGUCACGACAUCAGACAGGCGUCCUGGUGGCGGCAGCAGGCUGUUUGAUGUCCAGCAGCAACCGCACGAUGACAAACCCAACAGUGCUCUCGCUCUGUCGUCGUCGUCGGCCCUGAGGGGGCGUGGGGGGCUCAGCAGCAGCACGUGCGUGCGACCUCAGCUCACCUCCUCGGUGUCGUUUAGCGAGUCCCAGAUCCAGCACGCCAGCCUGCUGCAGCAGGACUCCAGUGUGGAGCUGGCGGGGGACGGGGACGAGCACCACCGCCUCUCGUCGGCGCCGCACUCCCUCAGCCCCAGCAGGCCCGCCGGGCCAGGAGCACCGGGACAGCUGGCCGAGAGACACCAGGCGGCCGUGGACCGCAGCGGACCCCUCAUCAAGAGCCUCCUGCGCAGGUCCCUGUCCAUGGACAGCCCCGUGCCCAUCUUCUCCCCCGCUCUGGAGCUGAAGGACGCGCACAACAGGGAGCACUCUGUGGUCAAGAUGGCCGCCAAGAUGGCAGGAGGAGGGCCGCUGACCGGAGCUGCUGGGGAGCAGAGGCUGCACAGCGCCGCCCAUGGCGUCCCUCCGCUCAUACUGAGGCCGCGACACCACAACCUGUACGACCGCGGCGGCGGCGCUGGGGGCAGGGGGGACGGGCAGGGGCCCCCCACGGAGGUCCACGUCAAGACGGAGCCCAGCAGCCCAUUGGCUGACCCCUCUGACAUUAUCCGCAUCACCGUCGGCGAUAACCUGCCCGUCAACCUCCGCGACCUGCAGAUGAACUUUAGCGAGAACCCCAAGGGGUACUUCAACCACCACGCCGGGAAGCGCCGGUCGCGUCUGGACGGGCUCGGGGGUCACGGCGGUGGGGGGCCGUACAAGCGCUCUCGGAUGUCGCUGAAUUUCCCCCUGGGGAUUAAUAAAGUUACUCUAUUCUACUCUACCCUACUCUACAAAGACACUGGAUCGUCGGCAGUGGCGGCGCACAACAACAACAACACACAGCCGCAGCAGCAGCAGGCGAACUCCAACAUGGCCGCCGCCGGUGGUGGUGGGGGGGACGGUAGCGAGGAGCCCGGAGAGCUGAGGCCCAACAAGAUGUUCAAGUGCUGGAACUGCCUGAAGAUCUUCCGCUCCAACGCCGGCCUGUACCGCCACGUCAACAUGUACCACAACCCAGAGAAGCCCUACGCCUGCGACAUCUGCCACAAGAGGUUCCACACCAACUUCAAGGUGUGGACCCACUGUCAGACACAGCAUGGCGUGGUGCAGAACCCAGCGGCCUCCUCCAGCUCCUACUCCGUGCUGGACGAGAAGUUCCAGCGUAAGCUCAUCGACAUCGUGCGGGAGCGCGAGAUCAAGAAGGCCCUGCUGCUGAAACUCAGGAGGAACAAACAGAGCCUGCAGCAGGCGGCCUCGCAGCAGCCGUUCGGCCGCAAGAGCCUGCGGUCGCGCUCCACCUACGUGUGCCCCUACUGUGGCAAGAUGUUCUGGUUCCAGUCCCAGUUCAAGCAGCACCUGAAGAUGCACCCGGUGGAGAACGAGCACGAUGAGGACGAGGACGGGGACGCUGGCGACCGCCACAUGGACCAGAGAGGAGGAGGAGGAGGAGGAGGAGGAGGAGGGCCAGACGGGGAGCGUCAGGACCUGGAGGCCCAUCUCAAGGAGAACCAGGGACAGGAGCAGGUGUACCCGUGCAAGCUGUGCAACGCCAAGCUGUCGUCCCCGAUGGAGCAGGGGGAUCACGAGCGGGGGUGUCGGCACGCCACGGUGUGCCCCUACUGCGGCCUGCGCUUCUCCAGCCCCUCGGUCAAGAGGGACCACGAGGCCCACUGCGACUACAAGAAGCUCACCUGCCUGGAGUGCAUGCGCACCUUCAAAUCCUCAUUCAGCAUCUGGAGACACCAGGUGGAGGUGCACAAUCACAACAUGAUGACGGUGCGGGAGCAGCUGUCCCUGAGCCUGCAGGAGAACCACAGCCAGGCCUCCCCAUCCCUACCCAGCGGCGGUGGUGGUGGUGCUACCCCAGACUCCCUCCACGGCCCGGGCACACACCCUGCCAUGCCACCCCUGCACCACCAGCACCAGCACCACCAUCAACACUCGGGAUCCAUGUCAGACUCACCUCUGGACGCUAGAAAGGACGGCACUGGUGGUGGUGGUGGUGGUGGUGGUGGUGGUGGUGUCUUCUAUCGCGACUCCUCCUCCCCCUCCUCCCCUCCUCCUCCUCCCCUUCCACCUCCCCACCACCACCACCACCGCCACCUGUCGGCGUCCAUGUUUGACUCGGAGGAGGACUCAUCGUACGGCGGGCCCGAGGACCUGAGCGUGGGCUCCUCCUCGCAGCAGGGGGGGGAGCACGGCGAGCUGACGGUGAAGGAGGAGCCGGUGGAGGAGGAGGUGAGCGACGAGAGGGAGGCCAUCAUGGCCGCCAUGGCCAGGAGAACGGCUAGCGCGGCGGCGGCAGCGGCAGCAGCAGCCGCGGCGGGGGUAUCGGACGAGCCGGGCGUGUGGCCGUGCGAGAAGUGCGGCAAGCUGUUCAGCUCCCAUAAGGACCUGGAGCGCCACCAGGAGCUGCUGUGUCACGUGAAGCCUUUCAUCUGCCACAUAUGCCACAAGGCCUUCAGGACCAACUUCCGCCUCUGGAGCCACUUCCAGUCGCACGUGGUCACCUCGUCGGCGUCGCCCUCGGACGAGGCCUCUGCGGCUAGCGGAACAGGGCCCAUCAGGAGCGGCCCGUCUCCCCCUGACGUCGCUGGUGCCGCCGGGCCGAGGAGCGGCGGUCCGUCCCCUCCUGUUGCUACGGCGACCGCUUCCUCCACCGCGGGCGUCGUUGCUAGGGAGCUGUCGCUGGAGAGACGUGCGUCAUCUUCAUCCCCCUCCUCCCCUCCUCCGCUGUCCAUCUCCGUAUCGCCGCCCAAUCCCGUCGGACUCGCCGCCGCGUCAUCGUCGUCUGCCGCCACCACACCUGCCACGCCGGUGGAGGAAGAGGAGGAGCAACCGCCCGUGGUGGGGCCUGCGGCCAAUAAGACGGUGGGAGGAGGACAGGGAGGAGGGGCGGGGUCUGAUGGCGAGGGGGUGGGGCUUGAUGACAGCAGUCAACAGCAGUCCAAAGUGUCGGAUGAGGCGGAGGGGACAGAGGGGGCGGCGUCGCUCAGCCCUCAGGAGUCGGACACGCUGUUCUACCACGCCCCCACGCUCUCCGCCCUCACCUUCAAGAGGCAGUACAUGUGCAAGCUGUGCCACCGCACCUUCAAGACGGCCUUCAGCCUCUGGAGCCACGAGCAGAGCCACAACCGCCUGUGACCGUCACCAGACCACCACCUCAGACACUUGUCUUGCAGGGGGGGUUGGGAAUGGGAUAGGCUCUUAGUUAUUCAGGAAGGAUCAUUUGUCCAGGUUUUUUGGGGGGUUAGAGUAAGGAAUACUACUAUGGACUAGUGUGUACUUCAAUGUGAUUCACUAGUCCAAAUGGGAUAAAGUGCAGAGAAAGAAUUUCCCCUAGGGGACCAACAAUUGGCUCCAAUUGGCUUUGUUUGAAUACAUAGGGCAGGGGUGGAGAACCUUUUUCAUUCGAGGGGCCACUUCAAAUUCCUCCAAGGGCCGUACUCUCUAACAAACUUCAGUUUGUGCUAACCUAAACGCUAUUCCUAACUCUAACCCUGGUAUUGGUGAGGCUUUCCUCAAAGCGUAAUUCACCUUGGUGCGCCUAACACCCCACAGAGGUCAUGUGGAGGCAGGCUGACAUCAUGCAAAGGCGUUGUUAUUUCACAAGCAAGGGCAAUGCCGAAAUUGUGCCCAGACCAAAACCAUCCCUAAACCCUAACCUGUCACAGGGCGUUGUGGAGCACACGUUAACAUACAAAGCCAUGAUGCACAACAAAUGCGAUAGACGGUUCAACGUGCCGUGUUAUCUCUUAACGCUUUGGUAUGAUGCCAUGUUGGUGGUGGAGGUGAAGUCUCACAGGGAAUCAAGCAAUCACGGACGAGUCCCUUCAUGAAUAGUGACGAGCCUUCCCCUACCAUCCUGCAAAAAAAUCUUGACCACAUGCUCUUGCCCCAAAACUCUCACCCUGGUCAGACCUGCCCUGUGGCCAGCAGUCCCAACGCCUGCACACACACACACACACACACACACACACACACACACACACACACACACACACACACACACACACAGUGCCACAAUCGACAUGGAAGCAAGAUCAAAUUUUCAUUUUGACUUCUAUAUUGUGUGUUGCGACUUAACUCUUUUGUCACACCACGGUCAGGAUAUCUAUACAAACUCCUCUAAUUCCUCUUUUCUUUUCAAGCUUUAAGAAACAACAGUGGUGCAACCCCUCUCCUCUCAAACGUCCCAAUGAAUGUGCACUAAUGUGGUGCAACAACAAGACAGAUAUGAGAUUAUGGUCUAUGUUUGGGUGGACUAAAUUUCCUGGCACAAAAAAAAUGGAAAUAGAUAAUACAUUUCUUUCCACAGAUGACAUGGGGAAAGGUUUUGCCUAGCAGUCCAUUGCAGUUCAAAUGUAUUGCAGUAGAGUCCGGAUGUGCAUAAAUUACUGCCUUUUGGAUUGAAACAAGAAUGUGUACAAAACAAAAAAUGAAUAGCUUACUUGAUGUGAGUUCUCUCAUCUGCCUUUGAAAUUUUAAAGUAUGUGGUAGGGCGUACGCGUAGGCAAAGUAAUGUAAAUGCUUAACCCUUGUACCAAUGAGAAGUCCGUGAGUUGGUUUCUUGGAAGAAAGUGCUUUAUUUUAGAAGUUUAGUGGUGCAGUCUUAGAAACUUUAACUAAGUGCUCUUGCUUCGGAUUGGUCCGCAUCGUCUCGUGUGCUGGCACAGUAGUUGACAUGUCCUGACGAGGUUGCCUUUAAUUAGUGAGUGAAUAACUGCCAUGGUGUAGCAGCCGGUGGUGAAUAUUUUACUGACCUAUAGCACUUUGUAUGUCUUGCCUCUCUUCUAUUUCUUUAAGACAAAAAAAAAAGCCCAGCUCAAUUUUCUUCUGAUCUGAUCUCGACUGUGUUUCCCAAAUGCACAUUGUGUAAGUACUGUAGGUGCCAGUGAGGCAAUGUAUCAGGAAAAGGUCACACAUCCCGGAACAUUUCUAUUUACAUCACUUUUCAUCAUGCAUACUUUUUUCUCAAGCAUUUUAUGUUGAUGCACGUACAGAGUUGUAUGAAGUAGUAGAAGAAUAAAUAGAAGUACUCUUAUAAAUGUAAUUACAACAUUAGUGGUAUAAUAAUUACAUGGUUUAAACUUUUUAAUUUAGUACUACUGUUGUAAUUACAUCUGUAAGAAUACCUCUAUUUCAAUGUUAUACAACUCUGUGUACAUAUGCGGUUAAGUAGUGAAACAAGCAGUGAAUAUGUAAACGUUCACUAGUGGGAUGCUAUACCUGAUAUAUUGCCUAGGGGGCGCCUCAUACUAAGGUAGUACUUAGGGUGCUUUUGGGAAACACACACCUUGAUUGUCAGUCACAUGAUCAUGUGUUGUUCACACCUUGCGGAAGUGUGUGUGGGACAUCUUUGCUCUCGGCCUCAAAGACAUUACAUGGUUUUAAGCAUCUUCAGUCUUGCUGUCCACAAAAGACAAAACACCUUUUCCUGCUUUAAAUAGAGGCAUAGCAUAACCUAGAACGGUUAUGAGUUUCUUUUGUCAUGUUUAUAGAUUUGAUAUCAGCAUAAUAUUGUACUUUACUUGAAUGGCACUGUUAUCUGUUAUAAGUUGUACAGCUGAGACCAUAUAAUACAAUACGUCAUUGGUUUGACUGUAAAGAACAAAUACGAACUGCAGACGGGUGGCUUUGACUUUCUGUACAGUGGAUCUGUAUUAUUCUGUGUACGUAUGAUGGUGAGGAUCUCCAGUGCAGUAGAAUGAGUUGCACAACAGGGGUGCGUUUCUCGAAAGUGUAAUUGUUAGCCAGUUAGCAACUGCUGGGGUAUUUGUCUGGGAAAUUGCAUUGCAAACAACAAAGCAGCUAACGUAUGUAGCAACUAUGGUUUCGGGAAAUGCACCCCUGCAUAGAAAAAGGCUGUGGAAACUGUAAUAACAGCAGGUGGGUAUUCUGUUAGGGUGCUACAUCAGUUAAACCCACAGCAACCAAGACAAAAAACACACAAAAAAGUUUCAUUUCCACCAGGGGUCUAUACUACAAAGCUGAUUCAGGAGUAAACCAGGUUAAGUUAAGAGGUAAAUCAUGUUAUAGAAGAGCCUGGAGUCUUCAUUUCUUAACAAAAUUAGAAGUCCAGGCUCGUCUAUUAGAUGAUUUACUCCUGAACCUGCUUUGUAGUAUUGGCCCCAGACAUAGCUGGAGAUCGAUACCCACGUUUGUGUUUGUAAAUAGUCAUGAUUGUGAUUUUAUUUCAAAAGGUUUUGCACAAGUAUUACUCAAGCACAAUGGCAAAAACAAUCUCUAGUUUCUGCUCCACAAUUAUAUAGUACAUUAUUUUGGCAUAUUUUUUAAUGAAAAAUCUAGUAUGACAGAUGAAGUCACAAAUUAAUUAUUAGGUUUGAAAAGUCAGCUUUUCUUUGAACAAUAUUAAUAGUUAAGAUAGGAGUCCCCCUAAUAGUGGGUAAAUGAAGAGUAAGUCACUAUUUAGUUUAUCUGGCCAUCUAAUCACAUUUAUUUCCCCCUUCCCUCAUAAUCUCACAUUACAGACAAGAUGCGCUUUAUGUGGGGGGGAAGAGGGGAACCUAAGAGAAAGGGGGUGGUCAAGGGAACGAGGGACCAAGUAGAACAUAUUUUGGAAAUCUUUCAGGGGGCAACAUUUUCUAUGUUUAUUUUAUUACAUGGGAUUUUGUCAGCGCAUGACAUGUAAGCAUAGAUUUGAUCUUCAGAUUUUUUGGAAAUUAUUUUUGAGAUUGUAUGAAUUUGAAAGACUUGAAUGAAAUGAAUGAUAAUGACAAAAAAAUGUUGUCGCAUUAAAAAGACAGCCUUUGUAUAUGGUCUCUGUUCAAUUUUCUAUCUGUAUUUUCUGUUUAUGGAAAAAUCUUUUUGUUAAUAAUGUAUUGCCGCAAUAACCUUUGUAUAUGAUUGCAAUGAUGUGGCUUAUGGAUUCUACAUAAACCUUCGUGUUUAGUGCUCUUUUCUACGGUUUCUGUGCUCGUUUUCUGAAAUAAAGUAUUUCAUGCGAAACUA
Messenger RNA from Engraulis encrasicolus (European anchovy), 7921 nucleotides. It is a transcript of the gene zbtb21, whose product is annotated as zinc finger and BTB domain containing 21. Gene Ontology annotation, biological process: regulation of transcription by RNA polymerase II. Gene Ontology annotation, molecular function: protein binding; DNA-binding transcription factor activity, RNA polymerase II-specific. The record is from RefSeq and is a predicted model, not a curated record. Gene Ontology annotation, cellular component: nucleus. The transcript has 10 exons. The coding region runs from base 92 to 4093 and encodes 1333 amino acids. Lineage: Eukaryota; Metazoa; Chordata; Actinopteri; Clupeiformes; Engraulidae.